AUGAAUUACAUCAUCAUCAUCGUCAUCAUUAUCAUCAUCAUCAUCAUCAUCAUCACCAUCAUCAUCGACAGCAUGACAUCAGUGUUCAACACCGAUGCUUCACUGCCGUACAACCAUGACUUAUUUGAAAGCCUUAUUCCAUUUGCAAUGCCAAACCUCUGCACCAACGUUCUACUCAGGCAUGAUUUCCUAGGUCUACACGUCCACAGAGAAAUUUCAUUCGGUGGGGAUCCCGAUGCGUUCACCAUCUAUGGCCUGACGGCAGUGAACGUUGAAUUCCCAUCACUCUUCGCCGACUUAUCCCUGCGAUCCUGUUGUAAUCAAGUCGAGACGCCAUCCGGAUGA
Opisthorchis viverrini is the source of this 345-nucleotide messenger RNA. RefSeq lists its product as hypothetical. The transcript is spliced from 2 exons. The record is from RefSeq and is a predicted model, not a curated record. The coding region runs from base 1 to 345 and encodes 114 amino acids. Lineage: Eukaryota; Metazoa; Platyhelminthes; Trematoda; Opisthorchiida; Opisthorchiidae.